CUUCGUCUGACUGACAUGCAAUGUUUGUUUUUAACCUAAUGUGUGUAACGAACCCAGUGAAUGAUUUUGUUGUUUUAUACACAAACUAUGACAAAAACCUGAUUAAAUCGCGAAAUAAAACAGCGCGCUUGGAUGUAAGGAGAGCAGAGACAGAGGAAACUCUAUGUAAUUCGUAUUACUAAGGGUAUGCUGGCCUGAUGCGGUAUGCUGAGCUGACAGAACACCGGAUAUAUUCAUAAUGAGGACCACCAUUGGCCCUCGGCCUGCCCUCUGACCCCCUGGGUUAAGGCUCUUAUCUGACCAGAACCCUCGGGCUGCUCCUCCUUCCUCCCACAGUCCAAACUAACAUCCAGAGCAGAUGAAGCGUUGGUGGUUGGAUGUGUUAAAAUUGACCAAUUAGCCAUAAGAUUAUGACUCCUGAUGGAUUAAGGAGUCAUGUGGCUCACAGUGGAACCUGGAAGAUGUCAAACAUAUUUCUGUUUUCAGGAGGAAAUUUAACAGUGGUACCAUCUGGACCUGGGAGCCCCAUCUCCAGCUGCGCCGACUCUCAGCCUGUUGUGGAUCAGCCCUGCUGCCGGGCGCUCUACUCCUUCAUGCCGAACCGGGAGGGCGAGCUGGACUUCAGCAGGGGAGACAUCAUCCUCCUCACCGGCCAGGUCGACUCCAACUGGUACCAGGGGAGCCUUGGGGGCCGAUCCGGGCUUCUUCCUGUCAACUAUGUGGAUGUGCUGGUGCGUCUGCCAUCACCAUGACGACCAGUCGUCUUCUUUAGCGAUGUCACACAAUAUGCACACCUUUAAGCUAGCACUUUUUGAUGAUUGAAUCAGGAGAAACAGGGUCAAAUGGCAGCUGAGGAUGGCUUCUGGAAAAUCCUCUUUUCCUUCAUUUUUUUCCUUUCAUAACUAUUUUAGGAAGAUGAGAUCAUGUUAAGAUUGUUAGAUGAUGCAUCAGAUCCAGCAGGGCCUGGUUUUAGGCUCCUGAUCCAGAAAUUAUCCAGGUUCUAUGUCUUAUAGUAAUCCUCUUGCCUUCACUGGGACUAGAAAAACAACCAUAUUUCCAGGUGUGUAAAAACCUGAGUCCACCCGUUGAUCCAGCAGCUGGUUGAAGCGCCCCCUUCAGGAAGAACUCGGCAGUGAUUUUUGUAUUUUCUCUGACUUACAGCUGUGGAAAAUUUGACCCAAAUCUCUUCCCAGCGUUGGAUCAGUUCUCAGAGGUUUGCAGAGACUCCAUCAGGUUGAGUUUAACUAGGCCUUUGUAAUGCCUUUAUUCAUUUGUUUUUCAGCCUUUCUGCCUCAGAUGUGUGGCUGUUUGAGGCCACGUUCAUGUCCAUCACCAAGCUUCAGCUGUUGGCCUCACGGUUUUUGGUUGGGUUAGGGUUAACCCUCCCAUACGGAGGAGUUCAUGGUGAACUUGGUGGCUGCCGCUCCCUGGGAUUUGAUGAUCAGAAAAAAAUUAAAGAGACAUCAAGUCUUUACGUGAUUGGCUGUAGUCUUAAAUGUAUCGUUUUCUCUCUAUAGAAUAAUUUACCUCACACGAUUUGGAAAUUUCAUCAUCCUUGUCAAAUUAAUGACCAGAAACGGCUGUUCCUCCUGGAUCCUCACUGACGUCUUUCUGACCUGCCUUGUGGUCAUCGCACAGCGUGCUCCACCAGCUGCUGAUCAGAGCAUCUGGUAUGAAGCUUCUGGCGUAAUCUUGCCUUCUGGAAAACCUGUGAAAGCAGAGAUGGCGCCUUCUUCCCACAGAUAGGAUUAUCUUCCUAAAUUAAAUUCCCCACAAUGAGGUGACUUCAGAGAAAUCCUGUACAAACCAGCAAACAUUGGACCCAUCAGUAAAUGAUGGAACCAAUUUGAUAAAAGCAUCUGUAGGGUUUGUGAGACACAUAAAUGGACUUCUGCUCUGAUUUCUUUCUUUUUUAUGUUUCAGUCUUCAAAUCAGAAUGUAAACUACCAACAUAACCUUUUGUUCAUUUGGGUAUUUGCUCUAAAGGGGAUCUGUGUGUCCUUCAUUCAGAAGUGAUUUUUGUAUUUUAUGAUUAUGGUUCACUAUAAUGUGUGUAACAAGGUGCGUUUAAAGGUCAAAUAACUUGAACAAGAAAAAAAAAGCAUCAGGUUUAAAGGGGUUGAGGCUAAAAUCAGGGAAACUUGUGGUUUGGAUGAUUGUAAAGGAAACUAAAUCACAGGGUUGUUCAGGUUUUUAAUUUUAGCUUUAGAGUCUAAAUAAGCUUCAUAGGUCACUUAGAGCCAGAAACUGUAAAUCAUGCACUUAUCCUGAAAUAUUGGACUGUCCCUUUAAGAGAAAGCCACAGAAUGUAUGUUAACUGACCGAAAGGGCAGUGAUGCAGUGAAUUUGUUUUGUAGAACUGUUUUACACUCAAUAAAUUGAACCACAUGAGCA
This is a messenger RNA of Cyprinodon tularosa, 2394 nucleotides long. It is a transcript of the gene sh3gl3b, whose product is annotated as SH3-domain GRB2-like 3b. The transcript is spliced from 2 exons. NCBI's taxonomy places the organism in Eukaryota, Metazoa, Chordata, Actinopteri, Cyprinodontiformes, Cyprinodontidae. Gene Ontology annotation, molecular function: protein binding. The record is from RefSeq and is a predicted model, not a curated record. The coding region runs from base 411 to 752 and encodes 113 amino acids.